AUGGCUUCAAGUCAAGCUAGGCACUCUACGUUUAGAAGGACUUUAUUCGUUAGUCAACUGGAGAAAGCCAAGGAAAAGAAACAUCCUUUGAGCACUAUCCCCGUAACAGAAACUGGCAAGCCGAGCGACACACCUUAUGAACCUGAAAAAGACAAACCUGGAGAAAAAGUAUAUUCCUGUGCGACUGAAAAGAAGAAGGCAGUUAACACGGGUUUAUCGUCUUUGCGAGUUGGGGCUGGACAAUACUCUGACCGCUGGGCAUUUGGCUCCACAAUCAAUUUUGCUGCUUUCGCAGAGGGAUAUCCCGAGAAGAGAUAUGCUCUACUAGCCGCAAAGGAGCUCGACAUGGCAGCCCAGGAGUGGAAUAACGUGAAGUUAGGUGUACAAUUCAAGCGGGUUUCAAACCUCGAAGACGCUGCAUUCGUUCUUGCGUAUGGAGGUGAUAAUGGGGAUACUCUCGCCCAAGCAUUUUUCCCAAAUGGUAAAGAUCUCAACACGCUUAAUGUUUACCAGAGGGCGUUCGAAGGGAAAAAUAUUAAGAUGCUAAAGAAUAUCUUCCUACAUGAGCUUGGACAUGUGUUAGGCUUGCGUCACGAAUUUGCGGCCGAGCGUGAGGCAGGAGUUCGAUCUUCUCAGAUCGGCACGGCAAAUCCCAAGUCUGUUAUGAGCUACACAUUUCCUCCUGAGAUCCAGGAAAGUGACGCAGAAUAUGCCCGGCAAUUCUACAGCUUGCUUCCCAUCAGAGACUUUGAGCCGGACAAUUAA
Messenger RNA from Aspergillus pseudonomiae, 765 nucleotides. RefSeq lists its product as uncharacterized. The record is from RefSeq and is a predicted model, not a curated record. Bases 1 to 765 code for a protein of 254 amino acids. Gene Ontology annotation, molecular function: metallopeptidase activity. NCBI's taxonomy places the organism in Eukaryota, Fungi, Ascomycota, Eurotiomycetes, Eurotiales, Aspergillaceae. The transcript has a single exon.